UACGACUGAAAGAGAAAAUUAGAAAUAUAGGGACCUAGGGCUAAAGUAAAUAAACAUGACAGACCUUACGCCAGAGUUAGGCUUGGAUGCAAUUGACGAUUGGUUUAAGAUAGGAAAAAAAUCGGUGCAGGCUCUAAAAACGGUACCGCGAAGUGUCACAGGAGGGAGAUAUUUUGACACAACAACUCAACGACCACGUGUUGCUGCAACUGAGAACACCUUCCACCUACAGCGGAGGACACCAGCUGUUUCUCAAACAGCCUAUGCAGAGGCGUAUCGACAACAAGAAGAGGAAGAAUUAAUGGGUUACACACAUCCACAUCAACAAAAUCGAACUGCAGCAAUAAAUAAUGAUUUGGAACAUUUGGAUUUGGACAGCAUUGCCACAUCUACAGUGGCAAUACCACAUGACCUUGUACCCUCCAAUGCUAUGGAUGUCUAUAAGAAUUAUGAUUUUGAACACAAAUAUGAGAGCAAUUUGCCAAUUGCUGAUCACAAAGAUGAGGUAAUUGGCACAAUUGAAAGCAAUCAGGUCACCAUUGUACAAGGAGCCACGGGAUCAGGAAAGACAACUCAGGUACCCCAGUACAUCCUGGACCACUAUGCAAAGUCAGGACGCUACUGUAACAUUAUUGUCACUCAGCCAAGAAGGAUUGCAGCCAUUAGUAUCGCCAGGAGAGUAUGCUCUGAAAGAAAAUGGCAGUUAGGAACAGUCUGUGGUUAUCAGGUUGGGAUGGACAAACAAGCUUCAGAAGACACACGGAUUCUGUAUGUCACAACUGGUGUGCUUUUGAGAAAACUGGUUAGCAAGAAAAACAUGCUGGAGUACACCCAUGUUGUACUGGACGAGGUUCAUGAGCGUGAUCAGGACACAGAUUUCUCUCUGCUGAUUGUCCGGAAGCUCCUCAGGACAAACUCCCGUCAUGUCAAGGUGGUACUCAUGUCAGCCACAUUUGAUUGUGACUUAUUCGCUCAGUAUUUUGCCCUACCGGUGAGAGAUCAGCUAGAGCCUGCCCCUGUUGUGACUGUAGAUGAAACCCCUCACACAGUCUCUGAGUAUUAUGUUGAGGACUUUCAAGGACUGGGUCAGAUUCCUCCAUUAGAUCCAUAUGAUGCUACAAUAUCAAAGGAAGCCUAUGCACUGGCAGCUCGCUUGAUUGAAGAAUUUGACAAAAUGGAAAUUAUGGUACAAGGAAAAUUUGAGGAAAGGAAUUACGCCAAGUACCGAGGGACUGUGCUUGUGUUUCUUCCCGGUAUGGUGGAGAUUGAUGAUAUGCAUGACUAUCUGAUGCCUUUGGCAAGGAACAAUUUGAAGAUUAUUCCUUUACAUUCCACAAUUACUGUAGAAGAGCAGACUAGGGUCUUUGAUAUGCCAGAAAAUGGUCAAAGAAAGGUUAUCCUAUCUACAAACAUUGCUGAAAGUUCAAUAACAGUUCCCGAUAUUAGAUAUGUGAUAGAUUUCUGUUUGACAAAGAAUUUAAUCAGUGACCCUGACACAAACUACACUAGCCUGCAGGUGGAAUGGGCCUCUAAAGCCAACUGUAUCCAGAGAAAAGGUCGAGCUGGUCGUGUGUCAAAUGGGCGUGUCUACCGUAUGGUGACUAGAAACUUUUAUGAAUCAUUCAUUCCUAGUUAUGGAAUUCCAGAGAUGCAGCGAUGUCCACUAGAGAAGCUUGUGCUACAAGCCAAAGUUUUCAACAUGGGAGAACCUAAAGCACUGUUAGCCCUGGCUCUAGAGCCCCCUAAUCUGGAUGAUAUUGAGAAAACUAUCUUACUGCUGAAAGAGGUUGGUGCCUUAUCUACCCCUGCUACUGGGGAGGGAAAUCGUCAUGAUGGUCAGUUGACGUUUAUUGGUCAUGUGUUGGCAGACCUUCCGGUGGACAUCAAGAUCGGGAAGUUACUCAUCUAUGGACAUGUAUUUGGAGUGCUGGAGGAAUGCCUUAUUAUUGGUGCUGCAAUGUCUUUGAAAUCUUUGUUCUCCAAACCUUACAAAGCUCAUUUAGAUUCCUACAGACACAAACUAGACUGGUCAAGGGGAUCCCAAAGUGAUAGUCUGGCCAUUUUGAAUGCCUUCAAGGAAUAUGAAGCUCGUAAAAACAUGGGUGAGUUUAGAAGAGGUGUGUCAGAGAGGGAAUGGUGUAAGAGACACUUCCUACAACAAAGGAGAAUUAGGGAGAUUGCUGAGCUUGUGAAGGAAUUGGAACAGAGACUGCAACAGUUUAACAUAAGCAAGCCAGGACAUCGCCCUAAUUAUAAAAAUCAUUUCAGUGAUGACCAAGAAAGACUCCUACUUAAGUUGGUGAUGUGUGGUGCUUUCUACCCUAACUACUUCCUAAAGGACCCAGUGGAUGAAGAGAGUGCCCUCAGAGAAAUGUCUGGACAUGACCCACUUAACACUGUCAUGGUGAAGGGUUUGCCAGCCAAUCAGGGUCUGCUUUACAAGGAAGCUGUAGAGGAUCAAUUCAGGAAUGUUGGCUUUAACCCUGAAGCCUUCUUUGAAGAAACCAAAGCAUACAUCAGUUUCCAGUGGAAGCCUGAAUACAGGGGCCGUGUCCAUCCUGGGGUGCAUAUGGCUGUCAAGCUAAGACAACUGAGACAGUCCAUCACCAUCGAUCAGCUUUCAUCAGACGAAGCCCACAGGUUACUGCAGGAAAUCCAGAGACACCAGGGAGCUGCUAAAGGAAGAUUGAGAUCCAACCGUCAAGAUGGAUCUGGAGACCAGAGGACACAGGUCUCAUUACCAGACAACUCUGUGCAAUAUGUGUCCCUUCUCAUAACCAGUGUUGUAGAAUGUGGACAUUUCUGGGCCCAAUACAACGAAAACCAGAACUUUGAAGAACUGAAUCAAGUUCAAGGCAUCCUGAAUAGCAGAAAUCUCUCUAUGGUAAAUGCCUUCGGUGUUGGUCAGUUGGUGGCUGCUCCAUACACUGAGCAGGGGGAGACUCAGUAUUAUCGGGCAAGGAUCAACAGCUUUGACCGACAAAAACGACAGGAGAGAUGGAUUGAUGUUGUUACGGUGUUUUUUGUUGAUUAUGGAAACACUGAAACAGUUGAUAAGGCAGCACUAAGAGUUUGUCCUCAAUCCAUCACUCACAUUCCAUUUCAGGCUGUGGAAUGUUUUCUGUGUGAACUCCGUCCCUCUGUGCGGAAGUGUCCUGAUGGACGGUGGACAAAAGAAGCCACAGACCUCUUUAGAAGUUGGGUGGACCAGCAAAGUCUAUAUGGACAGGUGUAUUCUACUGUGCGAGAUACUCUGAGGGUAGACCUUAUAGCAUCGUGUGGUAAUGGGCGACAGGUGUCCUUCCGCCAGGAGCUGAUCAACCUUGGUUACGGAGAGAGGGGGGAGGAGAAUUACCUCUCAAAGAAAGAUCAUGAGCAGAGACAAGCUCCCCAGACAGUAAGGGCCCAGGAACAUAGAAACCAUUCCUCAGAGGACUGGUUAGGGACUGCCAUCAGGACAUCUGCACCCCUGUCUGCAGCUCCUCUCACACGAACCAGGGGUCAAAGGAUACACCUUAAAGGACCAGUUAAUCCAUAUGAAAUGCAGUUUUACAGUUUGACAAAUGUUGGGAGACUUAGGGCAGCAAAAGUGGACCCAGACAGUGUGAACUCUGUUGCCAUUGAUGAUGAACCUGAAUCUCCACACGCCAGGAUGAUGAUAGCGGGAUAUGUGGGGCUGAAUGCGGCAGGGUCCACAAUGAUCGCUCGAGAUACAACAAUUAUGCCCCUCAUCCCAGGCUUACCAGCGCUAGUGUCUUUGCUGUUUGCUCCAAUUGCAGAAUUUCGGGUUGACCAGAGGAAAGAGCACUAUAUUGGAACAAUUUGUGGUUUGGGAUUGGACAGAUUUACAGGACAACCCGCCAUGCCUGACCACGAUAUGGAGGUGGCCUUUGACAUACCUAUAACAUUAGAAGAUAUCUUCAAGAUAAAUGGUGUAAGAAUGGCCAUCAAUAUUGUGUUAGGAAGUGAACAGGCAGUGUCCAACUGGGGUGAAGAUGCAAUUUACAAACUUCAAGACUCCGCUCGCAAGAAACUCAUGAGUGUUAUACAAGGAACAGCCAGAGAACAUUAUGAUGCACCAGCAACAGAAACUCCUUACAGAUGGGAUCAGAUAGACCCAGCUGACAUUUUAGAACAUGAUCUACACAAUACACCAGCUGACAGUGUGGUUUUGUUACAUUUACAUAAAGGUGUGUAUCUGAGAACAGAUAGAGAAGAAGAAGAAGAGGAGGAAGAAACUGGAGUGGAGGAGGAGAUCUUAGAAAAGAGACGCCACGCUGAGUGGCUACGUCAGGCUGCAGAGAGUGCCACGACUCGGGAACCCAUACUAUGUAGGUUGUGUAACAUGACAUGGCAGACUCCUCAGUUGUUGCAGCUCCAUCUGGAGACAAGGCGACACAAGGAGAAGGAGGAUGAACUCUACAACUGAAGUCAGAACAGAGAACAGUGAAACUACUCAUAUGACACAGUUAACAGCUGCCUGUUAUACAAAUGUCAGUGCAGUUCAGAGAAGCAGUAGAAUUUGGAAAAGGAAUGGUUCUUGAGGAAUUUUCAUUCCCAGAAACAGUAAAGAUUAAUAAUGGAACACUGUCAACAAUUUUUGUCUUCAAGGAAGGAAACCCAGGAAUGAAGUUUUUUUUAGUAAUUUUUAUUUUUUGUUUACAAAGUGAAAAUUGUAAAAGAAAAGAAUUGUUUGAACAAGUUUGAUGUUUUAAGAAGUGAAGGUGGAAAAGAAACUGUUGGAACAAGUUUUGCUCUGUUUUAAAAGCUGUGAAAAUCACAAACUGUUUUAUGUUGACAUUUGUGUACAUGAUUAAUUUUGAAUUCUUAUGUAGAUACAUGGAUGUAUCAUGACUGUUGAACUCUCAGGAAUACAAAAACCUGUCCAUAAUGAUUGUUUUGAAUUUUUUUUGUAUUCAUGUACGUGAGUAAGAGAGGAUUUUAUUUGGUCUUGUUAGAUUUGAUCAUUUUAUUUUUGUUGUGGACUCUCUGGCAAGAGUAGGACUUAUUUCACAUUUAUAGUUUACUACUAUAAACCUCAGAUAAAGUC
This is a messenger RNA of Saccostrea echinata, 5050 nucleotides long. RefSeq names its product ATP-dependent RNA helicase TDRD9-like. Lineage: Eukaryota; Metazoa; Mollusca; Bivalvia; Ostreida; Ostreidae. The transcript has 36 exons. Bases 56 to 4429 code for a protein of 1457 amino acids. Gene Ontology annotation, molecular function: ATP binding; RNA binding. The record is from RefSeq and is a predicted model, not a curated record. Gene Ontology annotation, cellular component: intracellular anatomical structure.